AUGAAGAAAAAGUUCGUCAUCUAUUUCCUCGUCAUUAUUUUUGUAUAUAUAUCAAGUGUGCAAGCAACAUUGACUGUGCCCGUUGGUUUAUUAUUUAAUGGGCACGAUCGAGAUGUCUAUAGUCGUAUCAGUUCAUUAGCUCGUAAAUAUGUUUUAAACAAAGUCGAACGACGUUUUCAAUAUGAUGUUAUUGAAAGUAUUGAUACAGUCGAUUUGGAUAAUUCGGAUAUUGAUAUAUGGUCAUCAUUAUGUAACCAAUUAUCAAAUGGAAUCAUGUCCAUCAUUGGCCAUAUUGAUCAUAGUGAUUUUGACUGGCUAUCAAGUUUUUGUUCAGCUUAUCAAGUACCAUUUAUUGGUUUAGAUAUACAUGAUUAUACAAAAACGAAUUAUUAUGUUUCAUUAAUGCCUGAUAUUCUGCCAGCAUUAGUUGCAUUUGUACGCCGCUAUGAAAUAACUCGCCUUGUUUAUAUAUACGAUGAUAUAAAUGGUGCUCGACGUCUUAAACAACUAAUGGAAUUACAAACAAAACAUAAAAUACAUAGUAUAAAUAUCAUUAGUCGUUAUUUAGGUAAUCCCGAUGAUUCAUAUGAUUUAUUACAAAAUAUCGAAAUGAUGACCAAUGAACAAAUGCAUUCAUUGUCAUCGGCGACGACUGCUCAUAAAGUUCAAGGUCGUUAUAUUGUUUUAGAUUUUCAUUCAUUCGAUACCUAUCAAAUCGUUAUGGAUAAAAUUAAACAUCGUGGUAUGACAACCGCCGAUUAUCAUUAUAUCUUACUUUCACUAAAUGCCAAACAACUCGAUAUGAAUUAUUUUCGUUAUGGUGGUGUUAAUGUAACUUUUUUUGCUAUACCAUCCUAUGAAAAUAAUAAUAAUGAUAAUCAAACUAUCAUGUUAUAUGAAACUUAUAUGGAUUCAAUGAAAAACGCAAAUAUACCAAAUGCACCAUAUAUUGAAUCGCUAUUGAUUGCUGAUGCAUGGGAAACGUUACUACGUACAAUAAAUCGUAUGUUGAAUUCGCCGAAUGAAACCCGCGAUAAGUUAAAAGUAUUUCGACAAGGAAAAUUCUAUAAUGGUGUUACACCGGGUAUUGAUUGUCGAAGUAAUUCUAUUGAACCGUGGUCGCCGGGAAAAGUCUAUUUAGAAACUUUAUUAAAUACAAGUUUUCAAGGUUUAACAGGAAACGUACAAUUUUCGAGUAGGACAGGUCAACGAACAAAUUAUACGCUUGAUGUUUAUCGUGUUACAAGAAAUGAUAUGCCAAAACAUAUUGGAUUUUUUCGACCACCAACGACACUUGAGGUUGUCGAUGAUUCAUCGUAUCGUUUUCGUACGUCUUUUGAUAAUCGCACCCGAUUAGUUGUAACUAUCUUCGAUGAACCAUUUAUGAUGUUAAAAAAGAAUCAGAGUGAUACGGCAACUGAAAGCAGUAUUCGACCUGGUACAAUCCUAGAUCCAUCGAUGGUUGAAGGCUUUUGUGCCGAUUUAGCCUUUUCUAUAUGCCACGAGAAAUUGAAAUUACCGUAUAAAUUUCUUAUUGAAACAAAAUAUGGAAAUGAACAAGGUAAUGGUAAUUGGGAUGGAAUGGUUGGAGCAUUGGCUAAUCGUGAUGCUGAUUUAUCUAUAGCAUCAUUGACAAUAAAUGGUGCACGAGAAAAAGUGGUCGAUUUUUCGAAGCCGUUUAUCGAUUUAGGUAUAUCCAUCAUGAUUGGUAAACCUGAAAAACAAAAACCGGGCGUUUUCUCAUUUAUGGCACCAUUAUCAAAAGAAAUUUGGAUUUGCGUUAUUAUAUCGUAUUUACUUGUUAGCGCUAUUUUAUUUUUCGUUAGUCGAUCAUCGUCAUAUGAAUGGUAUUUUGAAAAUGAAUCCGAUGUUGUACCACGAAAUAAAUUUUCCAUGCAAAAUGCAUUAUUUUUCUCGUUUGCAGCUUUUAUGCAUCAAGGUGUUGAUCUUUUGCCAAGAUCAUUUUCAGGCCGAGUGGUUACCAGUGCUUGGUGGUUUUUUAGUCUGAUACUUGUUUCAUCGUAUACCGCUAAUUUAGCUGCGUUUUUAACCGUUGAAAAAUUAGUAACACCUAUUGAAACCGUUGAAGAUCUCGCAAAACAAACAGAAAUUCGUUAUGGAACAGUACGAGGUGGUGCGACCAUGGCUUUUUUUAAUAAAUCAACCUUAACAACAUUUAAACGUAUGUGGAAUUUUAUGCAACAACAUAAAGAUGAUGUUUUCGUGACAUCGAACCGCGACGGAAUUCAAAAAGUUCGAAAUUCAAAAGGUAAAUUUGCUCUACUACUUGAAUCAACAUUAAACGAAUAUGUCAAUGAACGUCAUCCAUGCGAUACAAUGCGUAUCGGGGAAAAUAUUGAUGCAAAAGGCUAUGGAAUAGCUACACCACUUGGUUCAGAUUUACGUGAAGCAAUUAAUAUAGCUGUUUUAGAAUUAACCGAAAAUGGAUUUCUUGAAAGUUUAAAACGGAAAUGGUAUUACGAACGAAGUGAAUGUACAAACGUGGGAAAAAAAGAUUCUAAACAAAGUACACCACUGAAUUUAGCGAAUGUAGCUGGGAUGUUUUAUGUUUUAAUUGUUGGUCUUGGAAUGGCAAUGGUUAUUGCAUUUUUAGAAUUUUUAAUUAAGGCGAAAAUCGAUUCUACACGAUUAAAUCAAAAUAUAAGAGACGUUAUGCGUCGAAAUUUAAGAAUAUCAAUAACAGGUAUUGAUUUUGACGAAAAGGAACAAAAUAUCGACUAUUGGCCAUUACAACAACAACAACAACAACAACAACAAGAACAAGAACAACAGCAAGCCAUUUCUCCUUUUAAUUCUCGACUUGAUGAACGUAAUGAACGAACACCAACAAUCACAAGUGUAGUGGAUUUACCGAAAACUGCAGAUUCAUUUGAUUUUAACGAACACAAAGAUAGUGGUUUUCAUUUUCUUCAUCGCGAUCAUACUUCCCAUGUAUAA
Messenger RNA from Rotaria socialis, 2958 nucleotides. NCBI's taxonomy places the organism in Eukaryota, Metazoa, Rotifera, Eurotatoria, Philodinida, Philodinidae. The record is from the annotation of a GenBank genome assembly.